GUUAGAGGGCAAAAAUUCUUGCUACAAAUCCGAAAGUAAAUCCAAAAUAAAUUAGUAUUCCGUUUUAAAAUAUUUUACUCAUUUUAUAUAUUUUUACAUAUCAUGGAUGUGUUAUGCAACUUUUUAAGCGCCGACCUUUACUGUUUGCUGAAGCAGAUUUUUGACGUACUGGGCUUUGGAGGUUGCAGUUCUGAUUCAGAUGAAUCAAUAGCUCUGAAAAGAGUGAAGAAAAAUGCAAACAUUACAGGGAAAAUUAAAAAGCUGCAUUUGGUGAGCCGACCUAGCUAUACAAUAAGACACGAGUAUCCGGGUCCUCUGGUCACCUACGAUGGCGAGGAGCGAUGUGAGCCUCGAUUGAUUCGCUUUUCGGACUUGAGCAGGAGCAAAGUGGAUGUACUUCUACAAGAUUGUAGUGGGGAGGAGGUCGGAGAAUCAAGUGAAGAAGAGGAGGAGCCAGAAUUCGAUAGUUGUUGCUCGGAAAAUAAGAAACACGCUCCUGGCAAACAAGAUUUCGGUAAGAAAAAACCAGGUCGCAAUCGAAAAGAAUCCCUGAAGGAGUCACAACAGCCUAUUGUAAAGAAAAAAUGUUCACAGAAAGCAUGCAAAAAAGAGUCCCGCCAAGAGCGUGAUUUUGGGUGCCAAACUAUUUCCUCUAAAGAAGAUAUCUGUCCUGAGGAAGACUCACAGAAUGAGGAAAAGCCAGACACCUAUUCCCUGUUGAACUUUGUAAGAACUCUCUUUCCAAAAAGGAAGUGCUUAAUAAAUUCUAAUCAGAGCUGUGGAGAGGAGGAAUUCCUCAAUGAAUGUCCUCCCACUGAAGAGGAAAUGAAAGAGCAGGAGGAUCGUGCCAGGGCUCUGUACGAAAAGUGUGUUGGCCAGUCCAACCAUGCAGUUUCCUGGGAAUCCCUGGAGCCGGCGAUGAAGCUCCGUUUUCAAUGGAAGGCUUUCACGGGAGACGACUUGAAGGAAACGCCCUACGAUAAUUUCUGUGUGAGUUUCACCAGGAGCUUCUGCAAUACCUUUCCUUGGGCCACAGGUCGAACGGCAAGAGCUGAGAGGCAAACCACCUGGUGCAAUCUGAAUCGCUGCGAGCGACUGCCCUUCAUACUGCAGGCUCUACUGUAUCAAGUGGCCAGCGGAGCCGUCGAUCCCGAAGAUCACUGCGCCGUUCGUGAACUUUUUCACAAGUUGAGAUAAAGGAAAAAGAACGUUUUCCAUUUCCAUUUCGAUUUUAUACGAACCAGAUGUUGUGGCCAAUCUAUUUUGGUGCUGAGCCUCGAAAUUCGCAGCUCUUUCUCCCCUUCGGAGUCCCUCGAUUGGUGCUCUUGAACCAGUUUUGUCGAGAAUAAUGGAUCCCCUACUUCUGGC
Messenger RNA from Drosophila ficusphila, 1368 nucleotides. RefSeq lists its product as uncharacterized. The transcript has a single exon. Lineage: Eukaryota; Metazoa; Arthropoda; Insecta; Diptera; Drosophilidae. Bases 103 to 1197 code for a protein of 364 amino acids. The record is from RefSeq and is a predicted model, not a curated record.